GCUCGGGUACAGAGAAAGGAACAACACGGAGCGCACGAGUGAGACCGGAGCGAGACCCAAACCCACCCGGAGCGCCUCAUGGUCGGCCCCCCUGCACACACAUGAGCGCCUAGCGAGGGGACUGUGACGGCCGCGACUCGAGAGAGCGUCGUUUUCCUCAGACAGAGGCGCCCGGUGCUCCCGUGUCGCUCCCCUUCCCCGUGCUUUUGUCAACUCAUGCGCCUCAAACCUGCUGCUUCAUCACCUCGUUUUGUGCGAAAGGAGCGAGCCGAGCCAGCGGUGCGCAGAGAUCAGACCAGCCAGCAGUACAGGUGGACGCUGCUCUCGUGGCAUGACGACUCCAAACAAGGGAAACAAGGCCUUGAAGGUGAAGCGGGAGCCGGGGGAGAAUGGCACCACCCUGACGGACGACGAGCUGGUGACCAUGUCGGUGCGGGAACUGAACCAGCAUCUACGCGGCCUGACGAAGGAGGAGAUCCUCCAGCUGAAGCAGCGGCGCCGCACCCUGAAGAACCGGGGCUACGCCGCCAGCUGCCGGGUGAAGCGCGUCACCCAGAAGGAGGAGCUGGAGAAGCAGAAGGCCCAGCUGCAGCAGGAAGUGGACAAGCUGGCCACGGAGAACGCCAGCAUGAAGGUGGAGCUGGACGCUCUGCGCUCAAAGUACGAGGCCCUGCAGAGCUUCGCCAGGACUGUGGCCCGCAACCCCGUCACCUCAGCGAGGGGGCCCAUGGCCUCGGUCAUCGGCCCGCUCAUCCCCGGUAAAGUAGCCGCCACCAGCGUCAUCACCAUCGUCAAGUCCAAAACCGAAGCUAGGUCGUAGUAGCGGACAGAGCAGGAGGAAGAUGCUCUACGAUCCGAGCGGUCAGUGCAUCGUAACGCAGCAGAGGACCACGACAUCCACGGCACUGACAACAGUAAUAAUAACAUACUUAUUCAGAAGUUUGCAAAUCUGUACUAUUCUGAAGACAUUUCUGUUCUGACUGAGCUUUUUCAGUCAAAAAAAAAAAAGGAGAAAACACACGUAUCGAACUACCGAUGCCUUUCCGCUGGUUAUUAUGCACUGACUUUAAUUCGGAUCGAUGACUAAUGGUCACAAACACGUCUUCAAAACAAUCAGACAAACAGAAAACUACUGAAUUAGUCCAAUUUGUGAUUUUUGUUGGUCGCUUGUCACAAAUAUAAGCGUGGAGGGGAAAAAAAACAAAGCUCCCCAACACGCCGUUGGGUUCUGUUCAUGCAUCUGUGACGGGCUUUGGUGAACUUGUCAUAAUCAGUAUGACUGCUAGAUGCAAUAAUAUAUGUAUGCACUGAAAAUACAAAGAGGUCUUGCAUAGCUAUGGUGAAGGGGAAACGUUAGAAAAAGAAAGAAAAGGAAAAAAAAAACAACAACCGAUCAGCAGUUCUCGAUGUUAUUGUUCCAGAGCUGAGUGCCAUUCCAGUAUGACGAGAAACUCCGACAAUAUCUGAAACCUGAAUGUUAUUACAGUAAUAUCCUCGUGUUUUGUGGGGACAAUGUAAUCCACAAACAUUUUGAAACCUUUCUUUUUUUUUUUUUUUUUUUUGCUCAUAGAGAAAUUGUUUUCUUUUUCUUUAAAAGAUCUAUAUUGCAUUUUUUUGUAAUUAUUGUCGACAGGGCCGUCAGAUAUUUCCAAAAGAGAGUCUUUACACAAGCUUUACUGUUUGAACUGUUAAGGUGUAGAAAACUUUGUCUAAUGUUUAGUUCUUGGUUUUUCUUACUAGGUAGAUUACCUUCCAUUGUUUAUAGAAAUACAGAAAAAGAAAACUACAAAAAAAAAAAAAAAAAAAUCCUGUGACAUCUUUUUUGCAAUUGUACCGAAAGUGGCUUAUUAUUGAAGUCUGAUAGCUUUUUCUAGUGACUAGGCGCGUACUGUGGGGUAGCGCGUGACGUGACGUGUAAGUGACAAGUUGGCAGUGUCGUUCACUGUAUAGAUGUCAAUGCUGUGCUAUUUAAAACAAAUCUGUAGAGCUAAACUAGAUGGUGUGAACAAGGUCAAUUGUCUUUGUGCGUAUUGGCAUCUGUGAUAUCCUCCGCUUCCUUGGUGUUAGUUACAGAUCACAUCGUCAUUAAGAGUUUACCACAUCGGGCUGCGCAAAGGCAGAAUUCGGUGGAGGCGACGUCAGUGGACUUUGAUUCUGACGACCCUUGACACGGUCGCACCUGGUGCUGGAGAAAGAUUUCACGGGCGUGCUCCUUCCAGCCGCCAGGGGGCGGGAUUUCUCUCACGACGUUAACAAGCGGAAGGUCGUAUCGGUGACCUUGAAGGUCAUUAACCAGCAUCAGGUGUGCAAAUCGAGCCACCGGUCCUCAGGUUGAGAUUAAAAGCGGUAGGGUAUGGGCGAGGGUUCGUAUGCACUAAGCUCCUGCUUGUUUUGCUCAGGACAAAACAGCUCAUUUAAAAAAAAAAAAAAAAAAGAACAAUUUCUAGGUUGGGUAGAAAGCAGGCAAGGAUGGCAGCUCUGUUCUCUCUUUGUUUAAUUAUUAUUUUUCUAUAUGUAUAUUUAAUACGCAUGUCAUAAAGGGCUUCAAUCCACACUCGGAAAGACACCGCACGACCACGUAGAAUUACAAUCAACGACAGCUGCCAGCAGCGCUCCUCCUGUGCCAAGUGUUGCAUCACUCCCCCCCUCCUCCUCCUCCUCCUCCUCCCCGGUCGUCGGAGAGGAAUUUAACGGCGAAGCGGCCCCGCGCCUCAAGGUGAAAGCAGUUGUGUAAUGACAUUAACAGAGCGCGCUCCGUCUCGAUCCCCCCCCCCCCCGCCGCCCCGCCGGUCAGAGCGCCGGGCGAGGUGUUAAUCUUCAGUCAUGCCAGAGAUCCGGGCGCCGCCGCCGCCGCCGCCUGUAACUGUCCUAUCCUCACUCCGUCAACACGCUUAGCUAUCCGCAUUGACUGGUUAACUGUGGGAGAAAAAAAAAAAAAAAAAUCAAACAAACCCGUAUAUAUCCGACUCUUGACAUAGCCCAGUAUUGAUGUUGGCGUCCUUAUUGCUGUGGCAAGUCUUGUGGAGUGAAUCUUUUUCGUGUCAAGUGUCUUUAAGGUGUUCGAGUGGCACUGUCGACCAAUCUGUCCGUCUCCUCUGGAGAUGCCGACUCUCUCUCUCUCUCUCACACACACACACACACACACACACACACACACACACACACAUACAGGUGUAUAGUAUGUAGCUAAAGGUAGGUAUUAAUGACCAUUGUGAAAAAGUGACCCUUAAUAUGCAACUCAGUGGAAAGGUGUGAAAGAGUAGAUGUAAGAAUAAUCAAUAUUGUCAAAGUUACUAUGGUCUGUUAUUUAAGAGUUCUUCUUGAUGUUUUGUAGAUUUAUUUU
This is a messenger RNA of Salarias fasciatus (jewelled blenny), 3343 nucleotides long. Its product is annotated as transcription factor MafG. Gene Ontology annotation, molecular function: RNA polymerase II cis-regulatory region sequence-specific DNA binding; DNA-binding transcription factor activity, RNA polymerase II-specific. Gene Ontology annotation, cellular component: nucleus. The coding region runs from base 332 to 820 and encodes 162 amino acids. Lineage: Eukaryota; Metazoa; Chordata; Actinopteri; Blenniiformes; Blenniidae. The record is from RefSeq and is a predicted model, not a curated record. Gene Ontology annotation, biological process: regulation of epidermal cell differentiation; regulation of transcription by RNA polymerase II. The transcript has 4 exons.